ACAGUGACUAAGGACAGUCAUUUUUCCAAGCGCACUGACAAGGGGUCGAAGAAACCAACUGCAGUAAUCCUCGUUACUUGAGUUCAUAUUUAUAUAUUUAUCUAUUUAUUUUGACUAUCGCUUUGGGAUGAGUGGAUUGCCUCUGAAGUUUUUCUGGGUGGCAGCACUUAGCUCACUCCUGUUUGCCCUGGAGCUACGGGCUUCGCCGGUCGUAGCGCAGGAACCGAUUCGCUGUGCCCCGUGCUCCCCGGAACGGCUCGCGGAGUGUCCGGCGGUGGAUCCUCAGUGCGAGGAAGUUCUGCGGGAGCCCGGCUGCGGCUGCUGCCUCGCCUGCGCACUGAAAAAGGGAGAUUUGUGCGGAAUCCAUACUGCACCGUGUGGCUCCGGACUCCGCUGCUUACCAAAACCCGGAGAAGCACGGCCCCUGCACGCCCUUACCCGGGGCCAAGCCGUCUGCACGGAGAUCUCUGGGCAAAGUCAAACCACACAAACACCAGUUCAUUCAGAGCAAGGCGACCACGAGUUGGAGAGUCGGAACGGAGCGACGGCGUCAGAAGAAUUUGGCUCCCCUCUGUUUCUACCCGGUCAUGGCAAACCUUUAGACCCGCGGGUUGUGGCCGGAGCUCAAGAGAGUAUGAAGGCGAAAGUCAACGCCAUUCGGAGAAAAUUUAUUGAGCAGGGUCCAUGUCAUGUGGAGCUGCACAGGGCCCUGGAGAAGAUUGCGAAAUCUCAGCAGAAACUAGGAGAUAAACUGACCAGAUUUUACCUCCCCAACUGUGACAAAAAGGGUCUCUACAAAGCCAAACAGUGUGAGUCAUUCCUGGAUGGACAGAGGGGGAAAUGUUGGUGCGUGUCAGCGUGGAACGGGAAAAAGAUCAUGGAUUUAAACGACCUCCCAGCAGAUGCUGACUGUCCCCAGGAAGCUAACCACUGAUAAGCAAAAAAACAAACAAACAAACAAACAAACACAUGCCUCUGAUUUUCCUUUUAUAUCUUCUAUUUAUUUAUUAAUUUUUGUGUUAUUUGAUUCAGGUACACUGUUUUUGAUUUGAUAACACAGACUCCCUAUCCCACCAAAAAAAAAAAAAAAAAGACAAACAAACAAACAAAACAAAGCAAACAAAUGUUUGUUUGUUUUUUUAAAGGAAAACGAUUUUGUGUGUAUUUACAUGAAGUAUCCUGAUUUAUUUAUUUAACUGAAUGUAUUCAUACUGAUUUUUUUGGAUAAGAAUAUUUAUUCUUUGUAUCUUAUUCUUAUUUUUGUAUUGUGUAAAGGAAAAAAAAGAACCGUGUUUAUUAAGUGUUUUUGACUAGCCAUCUCACUUGUCUUACCUCUCCUUCACUAUUGCACUGUGGGAAGUGAAGAAGACGAAUCCUAACCACUGCAUGACCAAACACGUAUGUCACUCUUUCCGCAUCUUUUCAUUGGUUCCUCUGUGUUUUUCCAGUUGAUUGAUACAACCAGUUGUAAGUGAGGAGAGUUUAGUGUGUUUGUGGGCAUUCACCACCUACAUAACAGGUAUAUACCUGUUUCUACCUCUCUCUUUGAGUUUAGCUUUUUUUUUCUGUUUUUGAGGCCUUUUCCUGCAAUUUGAUGGUUUUGAUACACAGCUGUAGGAACACUUGAGGUUGACUUUUUGUUUUGUUUUUUUGGGGGGGGGGGUUUGGUUUGGUUUCUCUCUGAAACACACUGUCUGUGUGAGUGUGACUAAGUACAGAGCUGUGAUCUGUGUUUGAUGGUUGUCUGAAAUCUUCUUUAAUUUGUUUGUUAGGUUUUUUUCUUUCUUUUUUUUUUGCAGUUCUGACACUCUCUACUGUAUGUAAGAGAGAUGUUGUCAUUGUUUUGUUCCAAAGCAUUAUUUUGUGCAUAUUCAUUUUUAAUAUAUUGUAAAUGUGAUGAAUUGUGGUAAAAUUAUAUAUUUAAUAAAAUGUUCCAACUUUUA
Messenger RNA from Chanos chanos (milkfish), 1943 nucleotides. RefSeq names its product insulin-like growth factor binding protein 1a (gene igfbp1a). The record is from RefSeq and is a predicted model, not a curated record. NCBI's taxonomy places the organism in Eukaryota, Metazoa, Chordata, Actinopteri, Gonorynchiformes, Chanidae. Gene Ontology annotation, cellular component: extracellular region. Bases 128 to 934 code for a protein of 268 amino acids. Gene Ontology annotation, biological process: regulation of insulin-like growth factor receptor signaling pathway. The transcript has 4 exons. Gene Ontology annotation, molecular function: insulin-like growth factor II binding; insulin-like growth factor I binding.